CAUUUUCUCCUCAUUUCCUGUCCUUUUAUAUAUCCAAUAUCAUGGGCCACACCAAUGGCAUAAAUGGCGCGAAUGGCGUUCAAGAAAUAGCGCAAAGAGCCCGUCAGGGUAGUAGAAGUCUCCCAUUCUUGACUGACCUGUUGGGUAAUAGUCUGAACGACCGCCUCCUUUUCGCGGUGCCCAAGAAGGGCCGCCUGCACCAAGCUUGUCUUGAUCUUCUCCAUGGCUCAGAUAUCCAGUUUCACCGCCACUCACGCCUUGAUAUUGCGCUCGUAAAGAACCUGCCACUCGCGCUUGUAUUCCUCCCGGCGGCCGAUAUCCCCACAUUCGUAGGAGAGGGCCGCGUAGACUUGGGGAUUACUGGACGCGACCAGGUAGCAGAGCACGAGUGCGUCACACCACCUACUGCCACGACCGGUGUAGACGAGGUCCUCGAUCUCGGUUUUGGGAAAUGCAGCUUGCAAGUGCAAGUUCCAGCAAAAGGCGAUUUGACAAAACCAGAAGACUUGAUCGGCAAGAAUGUUGUUACUAGCUUUACCAACCUCACAGAGCAAUACUACAGGAGGUUAGAAGCAGAACAAGCCGGGAACACAGACGGGAAAACCAAUGGCGAUGCGAAACUGAAGACGGUCAUCAAGUACGUUGGCGGCAGUGUCGAAGCGGCGUGCGCACUGGGCGUUGCAGAUGGCAUCGUUGAUCUGGUUGAAUCUGGAGAGACGAUGCGCGCUGCAGGACUAAAGGCCAUCUCUACAGUCAUCUCAUCGAGUGCGAUCCUUAUCAAGUCAAAGCACCCAUCAGAUCCUAAGCUGGUAGAGCUCAUCACAGCUAGGAUCAAGGGUGUCAUAACUGCUCAAAAGUAUGUAUUGUGCACAUACAAUAUUGAGCGUUCAAAACUCGAUACGGCGCGUAAGAUUACUCCUGGGCGUCGCGCUCCCACAGUCAACGCUUUGGAAGAAGACGGUUGGGUGGCCGUCCAGGCCAUGGUGCUACGGAAAGACAUUGCUAUUGCCAUGGACAAGUUGACGGAAAUUGGUGCCAGCGACUUGAUUGUGACAAAAAUCGAAAACUCGAGAACAGGGGAUUAGAAUAUGGGCUACGGAGAAGAAUUCGCCCCGGGGGUUGUGUAGUGGCAUGUGACAAGAAUUUAAGUUGAUGAAAAGUUGAAAUUACUUGGAACGGGUUUGAAGGUACAGAUGACUAGGCAGCACAUGGUACAUGCAGAAUCCAUUAAUGGAUACUCACUGCAAUGUCG
This is a messenger RNA of Pyrenophora tritici-repentis Pt-1C-BFP, 1252 nucleotides long. RefSeq names its product HisG, ATP phosphoribosyltransferase. The record is from RefSeq and is a predicted model, not a curated record. Gene Ontology annotation, molecular function: magnesium ion binding; ATP phosphoribosyltransferase activity. Lineage: Eukaryota; Fungi; Ascomycota; Dothideomycetes; Pleosporales; Pleosporaceae. Gene Ontology annotation, biological process: L-histidine biosynthetic process. Gene Ontology annotation, cellular component: cytoplasm.